This is a messenger RNA of Adineta steineri, 1425 nucleotides long. The record is from the annotation of a GenBank genome assembly. NCBI's taxonomy places the organism in Eukaryota, Metazoa, Rotifera, Eurotatoria, Adinetida, Adinetidae.
AUGAAUGCAGCUUCUCUUGGUCAUCAGUAUCUGACCGCAAAAUCGUUCAGUAAAACUGAAGGUUAUUUUGGUGGUGCAAGAUAUCGUGGUUCAAAAAGAAAUCCAGCAGAAUCACUUCUACCUAAAACAAAUGAUCAACCACGACACGCAAGUCUACCAGCUAGUGAAACUGUUUCAGAUAGACCAACUACAGUUUCUGAUCAAGUAGAAUCAUCUGAAGCGACAUUUGAACGAAGUAUUAGUGAUCCUACAGCACUUAAUGUCACCUAUAAGCCACAAAAAGGAUAUCAGCCACUUUAUGAAGAAGGAGAAACAGAACCAGAACCAUAUGCAUUAGUAUCAAUACUUAGUAAACGACGUGGAAGUCGACCUGGAAAUGACAGAUUAAGUAGUCGUGUACGAAAAUUUUAUAAAGAUCAAGACGAAUUAAUUGAUUCAUUGGAACAAAUUCACAAGCAUCAUAUAGAUCAUGAACCAAUUGAUGAUACUAAAUUAGCAAGACAAAAACGACAUAUUGAUUGGCUUGUAAAGGCUACAGUAGUAUGUAAUUGUACAUUACUAAUUGCAAAAAUAGUAGCAGCUAUAUUUUCCAAAUCACUUUCAAUUAUUUCAUCAGUUGUUGAUUCAGCUGUUGAUUCAGCUUCAGCAUGUUUACUUCUUUGGGCUGUUCAUACAAUUAAAAAACGAGAUAAAUAUACCUAUCCAGGAGGUCGUACUCGUCUUGAACCAAUCAUCAUUGUAAUUCUAUCAGUUGUUAUGAUUUCAGCAUCUGUUCAAGUUAUUUAUGAAUCAGUCGAAACAUUAAUGAGUGAUGUUAAAGCAUUUAAGAAUAAUGGAACAACUGGUUUACCUAAUAUUGAUAUGGGUCCAGUACCUAUAACUGUUAUGUGUGUUACAAUUGUUGUCAAAGCUACUUUAUCAUUUCUUUGUUUUCAAAUAGCAAAUCCAACAAUGCGUGCUCUUGCUAAUGAUCAUUUAAAUGAUGUAUUUUCAAAUGCAAUUGCACUUGCUUGUGGUAUAGUCGCUGCAAAAGCGGUCUCUGGUACAAUAAAAGCAAAACAAGUUGUUGUAGUUGAUCCAAGUGGUGCUAUAUUUAUAUCACUUUAUAUUAUAUUUUGUUGGCUUAAACAACUUCGAUCACAAGUUAGAAAUUUAAGUGGUUAUGCAGCUGAACCGGAGUUUUUACAAAAAAUAACAUGGUUAACAUUACAUCAUUCAGAACUAAUAGAAAAAAUUGAUACUGUACGAGCAUUUCAUUUUGGAACACAAUUUUUAGUUGACGUUGAAAUUAUUUUACCUGAAACAAUGUCAUUAAAACAAGCACAUGAUAUUGGAGCAUCAUUACAAGAAUCAUUAGAAAAUUUGCCUGAAGUUGAAAUAGCUUAUGUGCAUUUAGACUAUGCUGUCGAUCCUUUAAAAUAUUAA